Chironomus riparius is the source of this 467-nucleotide messenger RNA. The record is from the annotation of a GenBank genome assembly. Lineage: Eukaryota; Metazoa; Arthropoda; Insecta; Diptera; Chironomidae.
AAUAAGAACAACAAUUGCAAUUCUUUGUGAGCUUGAAAUUUUCAAAAUUAUUUUUUUGUGAAUUUAAUUUAAAUUAAUUAACAAUGGGAGUUUAUAAAAUAGUUUUAACACUUGGAUUAAUUUCAUUGCUGCAUUCUGGAUAUUCAGCUGCUCAAUACCGAACAUUUUUGAGGAUUUCUGAGCAGGAGUUCGAGUCAUUGCCUUUAGAUAUAAGCAUUCAAGCGAUUGUCAGCUUUGCAGUAGUUGUUUAUUCUAUACUUAGCAUCAAGUCUGACUGGAAGUUAAUUCAUGCUACAGAAAUAGGCAAAUCUAGCUGGGAUACAUUCGCUAAUAUCCAAUCAUUUUAUUCAUUUAAUCAUCGUGGCAAGGCUUUAUUUAAUCCAGAUUAUACGCAACCAAAUUUACCAAAUAUGGAUUUAUUAAAUUAAUAAUGUCUGAUCUCAUUUCAUUUGUAAAGGAAACAGCUU